UUUGUCUGUAUCGCAGAUUUCAAAGAAAUUGUUAGGUAUAAGCAAUAAGACCUAAACCCAGAUAGCGGUUUCAUGGAGCUGCUGAGACCAACACAAUUAUUUUAGAUCUACUAGACUUCAGGGGAUUGAUUUAGUCGCUGUUAGCGACUGUAAUUUGCAACUAGCAGAGGUAGCUAGCUUUAACAGUGAAGAAGAUGGCGACGCUAAACAGUAUUAAGAACAUGUAUGGGAUCUGUUCUCAUGUAAUCCGCCAAACGACUGGAUUGAGAGCAGCAACACUCAUUCAGCAGAGGGCGUUCAGAGUCAAUGGAGCCCUCAGGCAGCAGCCGUUUGACUCCUCGGAAGAGAAGCCCCAGUUCCCAGGAGCAUCGGCAGAGUUUAUUGAUCACCUGGAGUUCAUCCAACCUAACGUGAUCUCUGGGAUCCCCGUCUACAGGGUCAUGGACCGGGCCGGGAAGAUCAUUAACCCCUCAGAGGACCCACAGCUCUCCAAGGAACAAGUGUUGAACUUCUACCAGAAGAUGACCCUUCUGAACACCAUGGACCGUAUCCUGUAUGAGUCUCAGAGACAGGGUCGUAUAUCCUUCUACAUGACAAACUAUGGAGAGGAGGGAACACACAUCGGCAGCGCUGCAGCUCUCGACCCAAGGGACUUGGUCUUCGGCCAGUACAGGGAAGCAGGCGUGCUGAUGUACCGUGGUUUCCCCCUGGAUCUGUUCAUGGCUCAGUGCUAUGCCAACGUUGACGACCUGGGCAAGGGACGCCAGAUGCCCGUUCACUACGGAAGCAAAGACCUCAAUUUCGUCACCAUCUCCUCUCCUCUGGCCACUCAGAUCCCACAAGCGGCAGGGGCAGCGUACGCAGCGAAGAGAGAGAACACCAACCGUGCUGUGAUCUGUUACUUCGGAGAGGGCGCGGCCAGCGAGGGCGACGCCCACGCCGGGUUCAACUUCUCUGCGACCCUGGAGUGCCCGCUCAUCUUCUUCUGCCGUAACAACGGCUACGCCAUCUCCACGCCGACCAACGAGCAGUACCGGGGGGACGGCAUCGCCGCACGCGGUCCAGGCUACGGUAUGAUGUCUAUCAGAGUGGACGGUAACGAUGUGUUCGCUGUGUACAACGCUACCAAGGAGGCUCGCCGUAGGGCUGUGGCCGAGAACCAGCCCUUCCUCAUCGAGGCCAUGACCUACAGGAUUGGUCACCACAGCACCAGCGAAACAGCUCGGCCUCCCUCCGUAGAUGAGGUGAACUAAAAGGGACAAACAAACCACCCCAUCUCUCGGCUUCACUAAGACCCCUCCUGGUGGUCCGAGGACGAAAGCUGGAGAAACAGACCGUAAGAUGGUGAUGGAUUUGAAAGGAACAAGAGACACAAGCCCCACCCUGACUUGAUGUUCUCUCACGUGUAUGAAGAGAUGACCCCUAACCUGGUCAAGCAGAAGGAGGCCAUGGGAAACUACAUCCAACAGUAUAAAGAGCAUUAUCCCCUGGAUGCCUACUCCAAAAUAAACACAGGAGUAAUCAUUUACAGGAUCAAUGAGUUAGCCGGCUAA
Molecule: messenger RNA, 1553 nt
Organism: Oncorhynchus nerka (sockeye salmon)
Lineage: Eukaryota; Metazoa; Chordata; Actinopteri; Salmoniformes; Salmonidae
Gene: bckdha
Product: branched chain keto acid dehydrogenase E1 subunit alpha
Biological process (GO): branched-chain amino acid catabolic process
Molecular function (GO): oxidoreductase activity, acting on the aldehyde or oxo group of donors, disulfide as acceptor
Source: RefSeq, a predicted model, not a curated record